AUCCCAAAUGGCUAUGAAUGUUAGGUUUUCAUGAUGAACCGUGUGAAUACAUUCAUAUUUAGAGAUGCAACAAGAAUUCUUCAAUGAGAUCAUGAGUAUGUCACAAGGAACCAUUAGUCAAAAAAAUGUCCACUUAAUUGGUCAAAAGACAAACAAGAGGGUCAUCAGCACCUGGCCAGGGUAUAUAAAGGGCCCAGAGAAGGAAGAAGACAUCACACCUGAGAACCUCCAACUCCUCUCAAGUCCUCAACACUACUCCAGCCCACACUCCACCAUGACCGGCUCCUGCUGUGGCUCCUUCUCCUCCCAGAGCUGUGGAGGCUGCUGCCAGCCCUGCUGCAGCCGCGACCCCUGCUGCUGCCGCCCCGUGUCCUGCCAGACCACCGUGUGCCGCCCCGUGACCUGUGUGCCCCGCUACACGCGCCCCAUCUGUGAGCCCACCGGCCGCCCCAUCUGCUGCGACCCCUGUGGCCUGCAGGAAGGCUGCUGCCGCCCCAUCACCUGCUGCCCAACGUCCUGCACGGCCGUGGUCUGCAGACCCUGCUGCUGGGCCUCCACCAGCUGCCAGCCCAUCAGUGUGCAGGCGCCCUGCUGCCGCCCCCACUGCUGCCAGCCUGCGCCCUGCCGCACCACCUGCAGGACCUCCUGCUGCAACCCCUGCUGCUAAGAAGUGAGCUGACUCCCGAGCAAGCAAUCAACCUUCUGAAACUUGAAUUUCCAUUUCUCUACCUAACAAACUCCUGACCUGAGCCACCAAGACCCUAAACCAACCUGCCUGCGAAAGGAGACCUGAGCUCAUCUCUUAAGACUUGGGAUGAUCUCAAGUCUCUGAAUAGAAGUAAUGUCCUUAUUUCCAUCUUGGAUCUAAGGUCUUGGGGGAUGCUUAUUUUCUAAUAAACUUGACUUCUUUGGCCUCACAAAUGCUGCUUUGGCUUUAUUUACUAAUGCUAAAUGUUACAUUAAAUUUCAACUCAGUGAAAACUGUGCUGGUUGCCUACCAUCUGCAUGGUAUACCAGAGACAUUAAAACUGACCUAAAAAUGUUCCCCUCUCUUUAAAACAUUUCUAUGGGGAUGAGUGAAAUCCACCAUAAUUUGACAAAAGAGUAUCGUAUGAAAAAAUAAAAGUAAAAUAUACUACACAGUGUCACCAGAUAAGUCACUGUUGAUUGGAGAGAACAAGAAAGAUUGAAAGAAGCUAGAGUUUUCUAUGAGUUAAGGUUCUGGCAUCCAGGAAGGGCACCAAAACUAUGGGCAAAAUUACAGAGGGAGGUACCAUAGAGUCGUGCAGAGGAAAGUCAGGUUAGGAGCACUGGAUAUAUGUAGAGUGAUAGUAUAAGAAAAAUUUGAAAAAUGUGUAUGAUUUACAUAUUAGUCAAAGGAGUGGGUAAGCAAACACUAAGGGGCUGUUGAAAGCUUUGGGGCAGGAAUUGACAUGAUGGUAUGAAGUCUAUGGAAGCUCCUUAAAAUGACAGAGGUCAAGUCCACAGAUUUAAAAAAAAAAUACAGAAACUAAUCAGGAGGCUAUUGCCCUGGUGCAAGUGACAUAAGAGCUGAAUUAAGAUGAUGGCUGUGGAUUAAGAACACAUGAUGAAUAUGACAGAUUGGAAGCCCAGAAAGCAUAUUCACUAAGUUGGAUACAGGAAACAUGGAAUGA
Marmota monax (woodchuck) is the source of this 1655-nucleotide messenger RNA. Its product is annotated as keratin-associated protein 2-1. The coding region runs from base 65 to 667 and encodes 200 amino acids. Lineage: Eukaryota; Metazoa; Chordata; Mammalia; Rodentia; Sciuridae. The record is from RefSeq and is a predicted model, not a curated record. The transcript has a single exon. Gene Ontology annotation, cellular component: keratin filament.